Ostreococcus lucimarinus CCE9901 is the source of this 752-nucleotide messenger RNA. RefSeq names its product F-ATPase family transporter: protons (chloroplast). The record is from RefSeq and is a predicted model, not a curated record. Gene Ontology annotation, biological process: proton motive force-driven ATP synthesis; photosynthetic electron transport in photosystem II; photosynthetic electron transport in photosystem I. Lineage: Eukaryota; Viridiplantae; Chlorophyta; Mamiellophyceae; Mamiellales; Bathycoccaceae. The transcript is spliced from 2 exons. Bases 7 to 660 code for a protein of 217 amino acids. Gene Ontology annotation, molecular function: proton-transporting ATP synthase activity, rotational mechanism. Gene Ontology annotation, cellular component: chloroplast thylakoid membrane.
CGCGUCAUGUUUACGAUCUCCGCGUCCUCCACCGCCGCGCGACCGACCGUGGUCGCGCACCGUCGCGCGAAUAAGACGCGCGCGAAGCGUUCCGUCGUCGUGCACGGCGCCAAGUCCAACCCGGUGUCCAGCGGUUACGCCGCGGCGCUCGUCGACGCGUGCAAGUCCUCCGGCGCGCUCGAACAAGUGCACGCCGAUAUGGAGACGCUCGACGCGUACGUCAAGGCGAACGCCAGCGUUGCGGGCUUCUUGGCCAACCCGACCAUCGUCGCGGAAAAGAAGAAGGAUGUUUUGGCGAAGCUCGGCAAGGAGGCUGGCUUCCACGCGUUCACGGGCAACUUCUUGAACUUGUUGGUGGACAAGAGACGUGAAAACCAAAUCGAGGCCAUCAUCGCCGAGUUUGAAACUUUGUUCUGCGAGGCGACGGACACGCAAGUCGCGACGGUGACUUCCGCGGUCAAGCUCGAAAACGAGCAACAAUUCAUGAUUGCGAAGAAGUUGCAAGAGAUGACGGGCGCCAAGAACAUCAAGCUCAAGCCGGAAGUCGACGAGUCUCUCCUCGGCGGCUUCGUCGUGCAAUACGGCAAGGAUGGCUCCGGCUUCAUCGACAUGUCCGUCAGAGGACAAGUGGAUAAGCUCGCCAGUGUGUUCGUGAACUAAGCGAAUACGUCGUCGAUUUGCCGCAUAGCCGAAAGUAGAACCGCCGGACAAGUUCCGCCGCUGAUUUAAUUUCAAUUCAAUUGAGUCACCUC